This is a messenger RNA of Lathyrus sativus (Indian pea), 1206 nucleotides long. The record is from the annotation of a GenBank genome assembly. Lineage: Eukaryota; Viridiplantae; Streptophyta; Magnoliopsida; Fabales; Fabaceae.
AUGGAAUCCUGCAAUUGUGUGGAGCCGCAAUGGCCGGCGGAUGAUUUAUUAAUGAAGUAUCAAUAUAUCUCCGAUUUCUUCAUUGCCCUUGCUUAUUUCUCAAUCCCGCUCGAGCUUAUUUACUUUGUUAAGAAAUCAGCGGUAUUUCCGUAUAGAUGGGUUCUUGUUCAGUUUGGUGCCUUCAUAGUUCUAUGUGGAGCAACACAUCUGAUUAAUUUAUGGACCUUUACAAUUCAUACGAGAACCGUGGCGAUUGUAAUGGCCACCGCUAAGAUUUUAACUGCUGCGGUAUCUUGCGCCACUGCCCUUAUGCAUGUGCAUAUUAUUCCUGAUCUAUUAAGCGUUAAAACUAGGAAGUUAUUUUUGAAGAAAAAGGCUGCUGAUCUUGAUAGAGAAAUGGGUAUGAUUCGUACGCAGGAAGAAACCGGUCGACAUGUUAGGAUGUUGACUCAUGAGAUUAGAAGUACUCUUGAUAGACAUACAAUACUGAAAACAACACUUGUUGAACUCGGGAGAACUCUUGGACUAGAGGAAUGUGCGUUAUGGAUGCCGACACGUACUGGGUUGGAGCUUCAACUCUCUUACACGCUGCGACAGCAGAAUCCUGUUGGAUAUACAGUACCUAUCAAUCUUCCUGUGAUUAACCAAGUAUUUAGUAGCAACCGCGCGGUUAAAAUUUCAUCAAAUGUUCCAGUUGCUAGAUUACGGCCCCAUACUGCAAAAUAUAUGCCGAGAGCUGUAGUUGCUAUCCGAGUGCCUCUCUUAAAUCUUUCUAAUUUUCAAAUAUAUGAUUGGCCCGAGGUUUCAACUAGAAGCUAUGCUUUGAUGGUUUUGAUGCUUCCAUCUGAUAGUGCUAGACAGUGGCACGUACAUGAGUUAGAGCUCGUUGAGGUAGUUGCCGAUCAGGUAGCUGUUGCGCUUUCGCAUGCUGCAAUUUUAGAAGAGUCGAUGAGAGCAAGGGACCAGCUUAUGGAGCAGAAUGUUGCACUUAAUAUGGCUAGAAGAGAAGCCGAAACUUCAAUUCAUGCUCGCAAUGACUUUUUGGCUGUUAUGAAUCACGAGAUGAGAACUCCGAUGCAUGCAAUUAUUGCACUCUCUUCAUUGUUACAGGAAACAGAUAUGACGGCCGAGCAACGUCUGAUGGUGGAAACAAUAUUGAAAAGCAACAAUCUAUUGGCUUUCUCUUUCAAACCUACAGAUAUCUAG